This is a messenger RNA of Nicotiana attenuata, 3079 nucleotides long. Its product is annotated as pentatricopeptide repeat-containing protein At1g11710, mitochondrial. The record is from RefSeq and is a predicted model, not a curated record. Gene Ontology annotation, molecular function: protein binding. The coding region runs from base 207 to 2174 and encodes 655 amino acids. Lineage: Eukaryota; Viridiplantae; Streptophyta; Magnoliopsida; Solanales; Solanaceae. The transcript has 3 exons.
UUGUAUUCUACUUUUUUCUUUUUCAAUUGGGUUGAUUUUUCUUAAUAAUUUUCAAAAAUCAGACUAUUUCUGAAGUGGGUAUUGUUCAAUCAAUGGUGUUAGGCUUCUUUUACAUUUCAAAGGUGAAUUCUUGCAACUUAGUUCUUGAUUUUUCUUCAAAAUUUUGGUAAAACAAGGCUAUUUUACAAGUGGGUGUUGGUCAGUCAAUGGUGUUAAGCUUGUUUAGGUUACAAAGGAGGAAUCUUUUUGUUAGAACUCUUCAUUUAGGUCAGCAAUUCACAACCCCAAAUACAGAAGACAUCUUAUUCAAAGCAGUUUGUGUGAAUUUGAGGGAAAAGAAAUGGAAAUUCUUGGACCAAAUGUCUUCAACUCUCACAAACUCUGUUAUUUAUCGUGUUUUUCGCGAGUUUCGCAGCUCUCACCAUGUAGUUUUAGAGCUUUACAAGAGAAUUUCAGCUAGUAAAAAUGUGUUGAAUUCUUUGGAAAGUUGUUGCAUUGUGAUUCAUUCAUUGGUGAGUUGUAAAAAUUAUGAUGAUGCUUUGUUCUUAAUAAAAGAGUUAAUGAUAAGUAGAGGGUAUUCACCUUUGGAUAUUUUGCAAGUGUUGUUGGAUACUUGUGAUAAUAGUUUCGCAUGUAAUGCAGUUUUUGAUGCGUUGAUUCGGGCUUGUACGGAGUUCGGGGCAAGUGAUGGUGCAUAUAGUGUGAUCAAGAAGUUGAGGGUGGAGGGUUAUUUUGUUUCAAUUCAUGCAUGGAAUAAUUUUAUGAAUCAUUUAGUUAAAGUAAACGAUGUAUGUCGUUUUUGGUUGAUGUACAAUGAAAUGGUUUCAUAUGGUUAUUCUGAGAAUGUGUAUACCUUUAAUUUGCUUGUCUAUGCUCUUUGUAAAGAAUGUAAAUUAUUAGAAGCUAUUUCCGUGCUAUAUAAGAUGUUGAAGUGUGGGAUAGUGCCCAAUGUUGUUACUUUCAACAUGCUUGUAGACGGCGCUUGUAGAAUAGGGGAACUUGAUAUGGCGUUGAAGCUUGUUAGGAACAUAACAAUCAUGUCGUGGGGAUGUGUGAUUCCUAAUACAAUUACGUAUAAUUGUCUCAUUAACGGAUAUUGCAAGUUAGGAAGUGUAGCAAUUGGAGAGCAAUUUUUGGACGAAAUGAUUGAGAUGGGUUUGGAGCCAAAUAUAAGAACUUAUGCAACAUUGGUCGAUGGGUACUCAAGAAAUGGAAUGCUGGAGGAGGCAUUUAGGAUUUGCAAUGCUAUGGUUGAGAAAGGUUUGAUGCCUAAUUCAGUAGUUUACAACACAGUAAUCCACCAGCUUUAUAUUGAAGGAGAUGUCGAUGGGGCUUACAGUUUACUGUCUGACAUGAUUGAAAAGUAUAUAUCUCCGGACAAAUUCACCCAUUCAAUUCUUGAGAAAGGACUAUGCAGGAACGGUCGUGUAAAGGAAGCUCUUAGUUAUCAUAAGUCUAUUGCGGAAAAGAACCUCGUGGAAGAUGCUUUUUCACACAACAUUCUCAUUGAUUAUCUUUGCAAAAGCCAGAAUACAUUAGGGGCACAGCAACUUGUGUGCAGCAUGUUUGUUCGUGGUCUAAUCCCGGACUUAAUCACAUAUGGUACUAUGAUAGAUGGAUACUGCAAAGAAGGCAAUAUUAAUAGAGCUUUUGAGGUAUAUGACGAUAUUAUAAAGGUGAAGAAAAAUCCCAACUUAGUGGUAUACAAUUCUAUUUUGGAUGGUUUAUGCAAAGAAGUGUCAGUAGAUGUAGCGGAACUGUUGGUAGAGGAACUAAAGGAAACAUCUUUAUAUGAUGUGAUCACUUGCAAUACAUUGUUGAAUGGGUAUUGCAUCAGCGGGAAGAUUGACAAAGCAUUGCAUUUAUUCUUGAAAAUGAGAAAAGAGAGGAUAUCUGUUAACGAAGUCACUUACAAUAUUUUGAUUAAUUUCAUGUGCAAGUUGGGGCUGAUUCAACAUGCAAAAGAACUGAUGUGUCUCAUGAUCACACAAGGUAUUUUGCCGGAUUGCAUAAGUUACACAACACUUCUCACGAGUAUGAAUAAGGAGAGAAGCGCAGAGGAGGUUGUUGAGCUCCACGACUAUAUGGUGCUUCGAGGUGUAAUUCCUGAUGGUGAAACUUAUAGAACCAUUGUUGAUCCACGUAUUAAACAAAUAGGUUUCGAUUUUGAUUGAGUUAUGCUGUUACGAUGAGUAAUGCCAAAUUAUAUCAGCACACGUAACCAUAGAUUAUGUAACUUCUAUCUGAUCAGAAACAGAUGAUAUGAUAUUUUCUGCUGAGGUGGGGUGAUCGUUCCAAUGAAUGCUUUGCACUUUGAGCUAUUUGGAUUGUACGUCCAAAACGUCAUGUUAUACAUUAUCCACAUUGAAUUAACUGCGUAGGAAAUCCCAUUACAUUUUCUUUCGUUUCAAUAUUUAACUAUUACUUAUCCGUUAUGGUGUUGUAUAAUGAAAAAUGUGUUAGAAAUAUUUCAUCAUGCAUCUACGCUUUUUUAUACGGUGAUUAGACCCUAUAACAUUAUUUUUCUCCUUCACAAUCUGUUUGUGUCAGGUACUAGUACAUUGAAUCUUUAGAGAGGCGCUGGACUCAAGACAAGCCAUUACGAAGCGUCAUGAGCCUGGGUCAGGCGACCCAGAAGGACCAGACAUACUACACGCUAAAAAGAGGGUAAAUAAGUCUAUCAUUGUUUGAGAAUAGAACAGUAUCGACAGAAUUUGAUUGGGGGUGUGGUCUUGCCCAAGAAAGGAUGGAAGAGCACCAAUAACACAUUGUAUUGAAGAUAACCCCACUUUUGAUCAACAUCCAUCCUCUCACGUAUUCCCUCAAGCAGCGGAACAUUCAGCGCCCAAGCAGUUAUAUGCUCCAACCUACGUUGUUUAAGUAGCAAGAAGACUUAACUUUAGAAUAUCAACAUUUUCUAAAGAAAAUUCAAUUUUCUCUACACUUCCAAUUUCAAGCACCCCCCCAAAAAAAAAAAAACUAGAUGGGGUUUCCACUUUGUAUUUUCAAUCUAGUAUUUUACUGGCCCAGUGUUACCUGAAGUUUGCUAAGUAUAGCAUGGACAGGGGUGUUCAUGGUU